AUGAGUUCUGAACAGGUAGGUCAAAGUGAAAGGAUGUGACAGGAGGAUAUCUCUUUUUGGCUGUUUGUGUUUUUUAUCAUUUAUCAUUUUUUUUUAUAAGGUCAAUUGAUAUUUGAUUUAUGAAAAGGGAAAAGCACUAUAGAUUUGAACUUGAACUUGCAGAAAAAUUGGGAUCAUAUUUCAAAAUGAACAUUUGAAAUUUUUGAAAAGUUCACGUUAAAUAAUAAAAUAAUGAUUUUUCGAAGCAAUUUUUUUGGUUUUCAUUUCAAAAAUUAGAAACAAGGAAAACUUGUAGUUUUCAGACUUGUUAGGAAAUCUUUUUGGAUAAAAAAGUGGAUGAGCUUUUCGCCUGAUUCGAAAAUGGGUUAGCUAAGUAAUUCAAACGGUUCUGACCAGAAAAUUCAAUUUUUUUUAAACUGAAUUCAAACACACUGUCUAAGCUUCCUGAACUUAUGAAAUGGGUUUAUGAAAAAAUCUCCGAUGUUAUUUUGGAAAAUUUUCAAAAUUAAUUGUGUAAGUGUCAGGAUUUUAUCUAAAAAUUGGGAAACCAAAUUUCGCUUGUCCAGGCCACCGAUCCAGAUUUUCAUUUGGUCCUGGUUUCAAAUGUAUAGUUUUUGUUGCAGAACUCUAGAACACAAUUGAUGUAACUUUAAUAGUUUUAAAUUAAUUAUGAGUCUAUUUUUCUGAAAUAGUUAAACAUGUCUUUCUUGUCUAGAAACUUAUCAACUUCCGUUGUGAACCCAUUUUAAUGGAAAGAUCACAAUAAUUUUCUCUAGAACUUUCAUUCCGAGAUAUCAAGAUGUCUAUUUUCUAGAAAACUUUCAAUUAUCUAUACUAUCAUCAUCAUAAAUCUCGCAACAUUUUUUCACUCUCAUUUCAUCAUUUCAUUCCGUUUUGUUUUAUCCGCCUGCCUUGUUGUACAUAUACCUGACCUAAAUAGUUUCUCUUUUCAUCAACACAUCCGAAAAUAUGUGUAUGUGUGUUGCAAGUGAUAACGUAACCUAAAUUUGGUAGUCUCCUCUUCAUCCGAAUCAGAUACUCUUUCUUUUUCUCUUUUCUUUUCUUUUUCUAAUCUUGAUAUCUUCUUCUUUUUUUCCAUUCUCAUACAUCCAUACUUUAUUGACCUAUUAUCUACCUUUUACUUAAUUCCAUAUUGUUUUUGAAACGGUUCAAUAAUAUUUUUACAGGCGGUCACUAAAAUCGAGGAAAUCGUUGAGAAACCAAAAAGAUCGGUCAAACAAGUUAAGCAAAAACGAACAAAGAAGGACGAGAAUCAGAAGUCAGUUUUAGUUUUUUCUUUUUAAAUUUAUUUUUUCAUUCCGAAUUAAUCUUAUCUGAAAACUUUUCAGCGACAUCCCAGUUCGUACCCACUUCCUUUUCUGCAUUCCAAUUGGAAAACCAAGUUUGCUCGGCCGAAAGGCAUCAUACACUUUCUCGACCGAGGAUUUGAGCAAAACUGGUGAAACUUCUUCAAAAAAGUUUUUCAGUCUCACACGAAAUCCCUCCAACAAAAAUGAAAAACAACGACAGAGAAGAGUAAGUUGCUUUUUUUUCCUCAAAAUCGGAAGCAUAAAUAAAAAUCAUUCAAUUUCCAGCUGUCGAACGUUCUCGCUGACAACGGAUCUUUCGAGACGCAGGAUCUACCAGUUCGUCACUGCUCUACAAAUCGCAUUUAGUUUCUCAUCAUUUCUUAUUGUUUGUGUUGUUCUUCCAAUGAUGUAUAAUCAUGUUCAAACUACAAUCGAAUAUGUUGAUAGAGAAAUGUCAUUUUGUGAGGUUUGUGAACUUCGGAAUUUUUUCUUUGAACAUAUAUUUGAAUCUAAAAAAAAUUUAGCGAUCAAAUGAUGAAGCUGCUGUCGAAUUAGCUUAUGGUAAAAUGCGUCUUCCUGGUAAUCGUACAGUUCGUGGUGCUUAUGGUGGAGGUGCUUCUCGAUUCCGACCAACUUCUUAUGGAGAUGAAUCAACUGGUUCACCACUUGAAACUGAAUGCCCAGGAUGUUGUAUUCCAGGUCCACCAGGACCUCGAGGUGCCUCUGGAAAUCCAGGAAAACCGGGUAAUCCUGGACUUGCUGGUAAACCAGGAAUGCCUGGAUCGACUCCAAAUCAAACUUGCCCAUUAAAUCAAGUUCGUGAGCCACCACCGUGUAGACCAUGUCCAAAAGGACCUCCAGGAAUCAAGGGUUGGCCAGGAUUCCCAGGAGAUGUUGGACCACCAGGACCACCAGGGCUUAAGGGAUUGGAUGGUGAAGAUGGCGCGCCAGGUGAGACUGGACCUGUUGGGCCACCUGGAUAUCGAGGAGGACCUGGAGCACCUGGAGAUAAGGGACCAACACCAGAAGGAGAUUUGAAAGAAGGACCACCAGGAGAUGAAGGAGUUCCAGGACCAGUUGGUGCACCAGGAAUGCCAGGAUUGCCAGGAAGAAAUGGAUUGACUGGACAACAAGGAGAACGUGGAUGGCCAGGAGUGUCUGGCGAAUCUGGUGAACCUGGAUAUCCGGGGCCUGAAGGACCAAUGGGUGGACAAGGACCACCAGGAGAGCCAGGAGUUUGUGUAUGCCAAAAUGUUGACAGUAUUCUUCUCAUUAAUCCAGGACCACAACCACGUAUUCGCGCUGAAGAUUACGGUAGAGAAGAUUACAGUAGCCAAGGUUAUGGUGGCUAUGGUAAAAAAUAA
Molecule: messenger RNA, 2674 nt
Organism: Caenorhabditis angaria
Lineage: Eukaryota; Metazoa; Nematoda; Chromadorea; Rhabditida; Rhabditidae
Source: the annotation of a GenBank genome assembly